AUUUGCUCGGCUGUUUGGUUGGCACGGACAUGAGGAGUGUAAGAUCUCCGCUCCUGUACGGGCUCCCGGGCUGGACUCUGUUCCUGCUCCUCAUCCAGUCAUCGGUCAUCAGCUCGCACCCCGCUGCAACUUUGAGAGCUACGGAUUAUGGAGAAAUGUCCAAUCAGAGAGAGAGAAGGGCAGCAGGGGAACCCUACUGGGCGUAUUCAGGGACCCAUGGACCAUGGAGAUGGGCAUCAAUGUACCCUGAGUGUGGGGAGAGGAAUCAGUCACCUGUUGACAUUCGCAGUGAAACCGCUCGGGUUUCUCAGGAGUGCCAGGAGCUCACACUGGAGGGCUUUGAGAUCAAGUCGUCUAACAGAACUACUAUGAAGAACACUGGCAAAACAGUCUCUAUUCUUUUGAAGAAUGACUACUUUGUGAGGGGAGCGAAUCUACCUGGGCGCUUCAAGGCAGAGAAGGUGGAGUUUCACUGGGGCCACAGCAAUGGAUCAGCAGGAUCAGAACACAGCAUUAAUGGAAAGCGGUUUCCAGUUGAGAUGCAGAUUUUCUUCUAUAAUUCAGACGACUUUGACAGUCUCAGCACUGCAAUAAAGGACAGGAGAAUCAUCGCUGCCAUGGCUGUCUUCUUUCAGGUAGGCAGAAAGAACAAUCCAGCAGCUGAGCCCAUUAUUUCAGGUCUCAAACGGGUUGUUCAUCAUGAAAAGGAGACGAACCUUGGACCUGUCAUACUACGGGAUCUGCUGCCGUCCUCUUUGGGGAGCUACUAUCGUUACACUGGAUCCCUGACUACUCCUCCGUGUAGUAAAGUAGUGGAGUGGAUCAUUUUUAACCGACCAGUUUAUCUUUCCUACCAUCAGUUAGAAGCAUUCUACUCCAUCUUCACUACUGAGCAGCAGGACCAUGUAAAGUCGGUGGAGUACCUCAGAAACAACCAUCGGCCCAUUCAAGCUCUGGAUAAUCGACUCAUCUUUAAAUCAGCAGUGAAGGAUGCCUGGCUUCCAGACCCUAUGGCUGAUGGACACGGUCCCACAGACACAGAGACCUCCAGAGUCUGCAGCAGCAUCCCUGACAACAUGAAGGCUCAUCCGCUGAACCGAACGGCACUGGUGCUGACCUGGGAUCGACCCUCGAUCGUAUACCACCCACCCCUUUUAGGCUUUCUUGUCUCCUACAGCUGGGAUAAGGACGGCAUUGCCUUUGAGAAGACCUUCACCCAGACCAGUGAGCAGCACCCUAGAGCAGUGAUCACACGCAUGUCCCCAGAUGUGCUGUAUCUCUUUAGAGUACAGGCUUUGUGUCAGAAAGACCAGCGCAGUGACUUCAGCCAGACACUUUUAUUUAGAGCUAACACUACACGGAUAUUCCAAGGGACAAGAAUUGUAAAAACAGGAAUGCCUACGGUGUCCCCGGGUUCCACUGCAGACAUGGCUCCUAUUAGCUCCGGCUCCUCCACCUGGUCUUCCUCCGGCCUCCCUUUUUCAUUUGUGUCUAUUGCGACAGGCAUGGGUCCUCCAUCCAGCGGUGGGCCGACCACAAUGGCAUCUCUGGUCACUAGCACGCUAUUGGCCGGCCUGGGUUUUAGUGGCGGGGUGAUUUCUUCCCUCCCGGGAUCUCUUUGGCCCACCAGCUCGGGUCCUACCCCAACUCGCCAACCAGGUCCCCCCACUUCAGAGCCAUCCAAAACUGAAUCUAAUACUCUACCCUCAGAAGAGAGAGCGGGAACCAAAGAGGCGGAUGAGGAAGAGCACGAACGAGAGGGAGAAGAGAAUGAAGAUAACAAGGAAGACGGGAAGGAAGAAAAGAAAAAGAAAGAAAAGAAUGAAACUGUGGUUACAGACCAGGAGCAAAGUGAAGCUCAAAACACAACUGUUCCUGCGUCGGCCCCACCGGCUACAGAAAGAGGCAGAGACGAUGGGAUUGUGAACACUGAGACAUACACAGCGCCUCCUGGUGGCACAGAUGAGCGGAUCUCCACUGUUACUCUCAAUGCUUCAGUGGAAGAGGCAAGCCAACCAUUCUGGCUGCCGGAAAAUAACACGGCCGAUAUGCAGCUCGUCAGCAUCCCAACACAGUCCACAAAGCCAGCUAAUAAAGACAGAGGUCACUGGCCUUCCUACAUUCAUACUGGUAGGUCAGCCACACAGAAUCACUCAUGAUCCAACAAAAAACAAGCUGUAUUUAGAUCUUCAUCGACUAGGACGGAAUGGAUCAUCCCUGUGAUGGUGGUAUCAGCUCUGGCUCUCCUGUGCCUCAUCGUUCUGCUGUCUGUCCUGGUUUACUGGAGGAGAGUUUUCCGGACUAGUCAUCUGUACCUAGAGGACUGGAGCUCUCCUCGAGUAAUUCAAAAUGAAAGCUUACCUGCCCUCUUCAUACCUGAUUACCUGGAAGCCGUCUCAGUCAAACAGUUUAUCAAACACAUCAUGGAACUCUACGCCAACAACCAACAGGGCUUCUCUAAAGAAUUUGAUGAGGUUCAGCACUGUACAGGUGAAAUAAAGAUUGCAGCGGAGCACUCCAACCACCCAGACAACAAGCACAAAAACAGAUACAUCAACAUAGUUGCCUAUGAUCAUACUAGAGUGAAGUUACAUCCCCUACCUGGAAAAGAUUCCAAACACACUGACUACAUCAAUGCUAACUAUAUUGAUGGAUAUAACAGACCAAAGGCAUACAUUGCUGCUCAGGGACCUCUAAAGUCCACGUUUGAUGAUUUCUGGAGAAUGAUCUGGGAACAGAGCAUCAGUGUUAUUGUUAUGAUCACCAAUCUGGUGGAGCAAGGCAGAAGAAAAUGUGAUCAGUACUGGCCCUCAGAGAACAGUGAGGAAUAUGGAAGUAUAGUAGUGACACUAAAGAGCACCAAGAUGCAUGCAUGGUACACCCUACGCCACUUUCACAUACGCAACACCAAAGUCAAAAAGGGGCAAAGGGGAAGACAGAAUGAAAGAAUAGUUGUCCAGUACCACUACACACAGUGGCCAGAUAUGGGCGUGCCUGAGUACACAUUACCAGUGCUCACAUUUAUCUCCAGAUCUUCUGCAGCUGUGGCUCCAAACUCUGGCCCUGUGCUUGUGCACUGCAGUGCCGGAGUGGGGAGGACAGGCACGUAUAUCGUAAUUGACAGCAUGCUUCAGCAGAUAAAGGAGAAAGGCACAAUCAAUGUGUUGGGCUUUCUCAAACACAUCCGUACCCAGCGCAACUACCUUGUGCAGACAGAGGAGCAGUAUGUGUUUAUUCAUGAUGCUUUAAUGGAGGCUGUGUUUAGUAAAAUUACAGAGGUCCCCGUUCAGCAGCUGCACAGUUAUGUGAAGAGCAUCCUCACACCGAGCUCUAAUGGCACUACCCACCUGGAGAAACAGUUUAAGAUGUUAAUGCAGGGUAAUGCUCAGGACUGUUUCACUGCUCAGAAAGACUGCAACAAAGAGAAGAACCGCAACUCUUCAGUGGUGCCUUCGGAGCAAGCUCGAGUCACACUCUCUCCUCUCCGUGGAACAAAGAGCACAGACUACAUAAACGCUUCUUACAUAACGGGUUACUACAGGAGCAAUGAGUUCAUUAUUACCCAGCAUCCCUUGCCCCAUACAACUAUGGACUUUUGGAGGAUGAUCUGGGACCACAACGCUCAAGUCAUUGUCAUGCUGCCGGACAACCUUAGUCUAACAGAGGAUGAGUUUGUGUAUUGGCCGAGCAGAGAACAGGCCAUGAACUGUGUGGCGUUCACCGUCACACUCAUCAACACUAAUAAACUGUGUCUGUCUAAUGAAGAGCAGCUCAUCAUCCAUGACUUCAUCCUGGAGGCUACACAGGAUGACUAUGUGCUUGAGGUUCGGCAUUUCCAGUGUCCAAACUGGCCUGACCUCAGUGCUCCUGUGAGCCACACACUGGAGCUCAUCAAUAUCAUUAAAGAGGAGGCCAUAAGCAGAGACGGUCCCACUGUUGUACAUGACGAGUUCGGUGCAGUUUCUUCAGGAAUGCUGUGUGCUCUCAUCACCCUGUGUCAUCAGCUGGAGAAUGAAAAUGCUUUGGACGUCUACCAGGUGGCCAAGAUGAUCAACCUCAUGCGACCUGGGGUUUUCACGGACAUUGAGCAUUAUCAGUAUCUUUACAAAGCAAUGCUCAGCUUGGUCAGAAGUAAAGACACUGGACUUCAGUAUCGCUAUAUGGACAAAAAUGGGAAGAUUUCAAAAACAGACAAAGCCAAUGCAGCUGAAAGCAUGGAGUCCCUGGUUUAAGGACUUUGCAAACCAAGAACAGACAAGCUCAUUGGCAGACUUUCCUUGAGGCCUUUAUUUUUGCCACACUCAAUGGUGAAAUGAAAAAUAAAAUCGAGACAUUUUGUAUACUGAUAAAAAUUCUUUUGAUAUUUAUUUUUGCUGCUUUUUGUUAUCCUGCUGGGUGUCACCUCUAUUUCAACAGACACAAACACAGAACAAACUGCAGCUGUCUACCUUGCACUAAACUGUCAGUGUUACUGCCUGAUGCACGUUGAUUUCUACCUGUUCUGACUGUUGAGCUUUGCUCACUAGCUCUUUAGUUCUACUAGGAGGGUGAUCAACACUGCUUCUCGACUGAAGUCAACUACAGGUCAACAUCGAGAUAACACAUUAGCACAUAGAUAGCUGCAUCACACAUGCAAGAUGUUUUCAAUAAAGCUUCUUAUGUUCAACUUAUUACCUGCCAUGAUGAACCUUUCAUGCUAGAAAUUACUGUAUUAACGUUGGUUUUAUUUAUAUGUUAUAGAAAUGCCAUUUUCAGUCUUAUUUAGGGGUGCACAGCAACAGUCCUGGAGAGCCGGAGCAGAUGCUAAUGUAGUGGGGUCAUGGUGGCACAGAUGAUAUACUGCAUUAUAGCAAAAUGGGUCCUGGAGACCUGGGUUUAACCCUAGUCUGGGUCACUGUCUAAAAAAAUAUAUCUGGCUUCUGUACCUCCCACCUUCUUUACAAACACACAGAAGGUACAUUGGCUGCUCUAAGCUGCCCUUAAGUUGGUGAGUGAGUGAGUGAAUGAGAGUGAGUGAGUAAGUGAGAGGGUGAGUGUGAGUGAGUGAGUGAGAGUGAGUGAGAGGGUGAGUAUGAGUGAGUGAGAGGGUAAGUGAAUGUGAGUGAGUGAAUGUGAGUGAGAGGGUAAGUGUGAGUGAGUGAAUGAGAGGAUAAAUGUGAGAGUGUGAGUAAAUAGAUGUGAGUGAGUGAGUGAAUGUGAGUGAGGGGCGUGUUUCCCUGCAGUAGAUUGAAAGCCAUGUACGUACAUGGUGCUUUUCUGCCUAGCACCCAGUGUUUUUGUAUGGUAAAAGGCUUACUGUGACCCUGACCAGUGACCAGAUAUGAAUGGAUUAGUGAGUGAAUAAAUGGAAUAUUAAUAAAUAGUUAUAUUAAAUAAAUAUAGUUAAAAUCUGGCCAGCAGAAUUCUAAAUGACUUCUUGUAUAGCUACAAAGUGCACCAGUUAAGGUGUGAAAGUCAUCAUGUUGUAACCUAUGUAGUGCACAGAGCAGAAUGUAGGAAACCAUUUGGGAUUCCACCUAUGAUAGAAGUCAAACCAGACUAGUAUGAGUAAGGAAGAAACACACCAGGGGCAUGCACCGAGUUAUGUCUGGUUGGCUAAAUUUGUUAAUUUUUCUGAUUAAACAAUAUAAAUAGCGCUUUACAGAUUAGUCACAGCUAAUAGGUGUGGUUGAAUAGGAAAUGGACAGACUGUGCUAGUUCUCCAGGACUCAUCAUUUUGUACACCGGGUGUAACUUAUAUAAAUUUUAAUGUGGUAUCAUAACAGCGACUGUGAAUAUAUGUUAUUAGUAGAAUUUUUAUUGUUUUGUAAAAUAUAUAAAUAUAUUGAUCAUAAAA
Molecule: messenger RNA, 5836 nt
Organism: Trichomycterus rosablanca
Lineage: Eukaryota; Metazoa; Chordata; Actinopteri; Siluriformes; Trichomycteridae
Gene: ca16b
Product: carbonic anhydrase XVI b
Exons: 29
Biological process (GO): protein dephosphorylation
Molecular function (GO): protein tyrosine phosphatase activity; protein binding
Source: RefSeq, a predicted model, not a curated record